AGUUCGUAGGGUUGUUCGGGAAUUCUCGCAGUUUGCUCGGUGAGUGAAAUAAGGCUCGUGCCGCGAAUCUGCGGUCGGAAGCUUUAAUUCGCCGAGACCUCGAGAAAUUCUGUCGGGGAGGGUCCGUUUUUUUGUGUCGAUUGUUGGUGUUUGUGUGAUUUGUCUGGUGGUUUGUGGGCGUGCAUUCUGAGCAGGAUUUCGAGGAGUUGCGGUUGUUGAAAUUUGGUGGAGGCUGGGGAGUUCUUUCCGUCUGUAGGAUGCGGCUCGAGUGUUCGUUGUGGGCUGAAUCUGGUGGUGGAAUUUGAUGGUUAUGGUGGUGGGUGUAAAUGUUUCAGUACAGGAGCAACUGGAAGGAUGGCUCGGAGGCGCGCGAAUUUGCGAAUUUGAGGAGUUAGAUUUGGGGUUAGUGGCUGAAGAUAUGAGCAAAAUUGGUGCAGGAAGGGUGUUCGAGUUUGUCGUAGGAAGCCUAGUUUCUGUAUGAAGCACAGAGGACGCGAGUUAACUGUCCGGGUUUGUUUCGAUCACCGGUUGCUCAAAUCAAACUCCUGCUGUCAGUGAGCAGUGGACAUAGGAAUCACGAAGCUGCAAGCUGGAAAUUUCUUUCGGGAUUUGAGGGUGACCAAGUUAACCGGAGUGGGAAGUGUGGAAAACCUGCGAAAUGGCAACAUCAGUGGUUCCGGGGUUGGUUUCACUGAAUCUUCCCACACUUGUCACAUCCCGAAGUAGUAAGGGGAGAGGACCAGUCAAUUCUGUUUCGUUGCCCGCCACAACCUUGGUCUGCCCUGGUUGUCAUACUCCUCAAGUAUCAGACAGAUUAAGGGCGAAGCGACGCGUUUGCACAAUUUCUUCUUCGCGCCUCAGGUGGUUCCAAGGUGAAAGUUCUAGAGAUAUCUCAGCUUCGAGAGGUCGGUCUGCAAGCAGCUUGAAUAGUACACAUGUUAUAUCUAGAGAUGGUUCUGCCUCAGCGUCCGUCUCGAAUCGGACCUCAAGAAAUUUUGCUCGAAGAUCCUCACUAAGCUGUAGAUUUGGGGCACUGGUGUCUCGCGGAGCACUUCCGAACAAUGUAUUGAAGCCAGGAGUGGCCCAACAAAGAAGAAGUAGCUCCUCAGACGAAAGCCUGCGAUGUCCAGGCGAUUGUAUUGCACCUCGAUUGAUACGGUCUUCACGAGGCUUAGUCGCACGUGCAUCAGCCGGUCACAAUGAGCCCCAUGCCGUUACGUGGAUGCCAGAGGAAGGUAUUCGGGAGAAAGACGAGAAGGAUUUUUUGAAUGGGUCCGAGGCAGAAACUGCAGAUGUCGAAGAGUUUCUGCAAUCAAAGCUCCCAUCUCAUCCGAAACUACAUCGUGGGGAACUGAAAAAUGGUCUUCGUUAUGUCAUUCUUCCCAAUAAGGUACCUCCAAACAGGUUCGAAGCCCACAUGGAGAUGCACGUGGGAUCCGUCGAUGAGAUGGAGAACGAACAAGGUAUAGCACAUAUGAUAGAGCAUGUGGCUUUCCUGGGGAGUAAGAAGCGAGAAAAGCUAUUGGGAACUGGAGCUCGGUCAAACGCUUACACAGACUUCCACCACACAGUUUUCCAUGUGCAUUCACCAAUUACAGCCCAGGGCUCGAAUGAACCACUGCUUCCUCUUGUUCUCGAAGCUCUUCACGAGAUUGCGUUCAAACCAAAGUUUCUUUCUUCGCGUGUCGAGAAGGAGCGGAGGGCUGUAUUAUCGGAAUUACAGAUGAUGAAUACCAUCGAAUAUAGAGUUGAUUGCCAGCUCCUACAGCAAUUGCACUCGGAAAAUAUGUUAGGCUACAGGUUUCCAAUCGGACUUGAAGAACAGAUUCAAAAGUGGGAUCCUGAGACCAUCAAAGCAUUCCAUGAACGCUGGUAUUUUCCAGCAAAUGCCACGCUCUUCAUCGUCGGAGACAUUGGGAGCGUUAGUCGAACUCUUCAGAUGAUUGAGGCACAAUUUGGAUCAACCCCGUCAGCGGUGGUACCUAGCACUAACCCAACAGAUACGUCGCCUCCAAAAUACAAAGAAAGGCACCCCAUAAGACCACCGGUGGUUCAUAACUUUUCCGUACCAGGAGGUCCUGGACUUCUCAAACGGCCAUUUGUUUUUCAACAUGAACUCCUGCAAAACUUCUCCAUUAGUUUGUUUUGCAAGACUCCAGUCCAAAAGGUCCAGGUUUAUUCGGACCUGCGUGAUGUACUGAUGCGGCGAAUCGUUCUUUCUACUCUGCAGUUUCGAAUCAACACUAGAUACAAGAGUGCCAAUCCACCGUUUAAUGCUAUCGAACUCGACCACAGCGAUUCAGGAAGAGAAGGUUGUGCCGUUAGUACCCUCACAGUAACAGCAGAGCCAAGACAUUGGGAAGGUGCAAUCAAAGUUGGUGUCCAAGAGGUGAGGAGGCUGAAGGAGUUUGGAGUGACUAGGGGAGAGCUUGCUAGGUAUCUGAAUGCGCUCCUCAAGGAUAGCGAACAUUUGGCUGCGAUGAUCGACAACGUACCGUCCGUUGACAACCUUGACUUUAUUAUGGAGAGUGAUGCCCUCGGGCAUACUGUUAUGGACCAGCAGCAAGGUCAUGAAAGCCUUAUGGCUGUGGCGGAAACCGUGACUCUCGAAGAUGUGAAUGCAGCUGCGGCAGCAAUGCUUGACUACAUCGCUGAUUUUGGAAGACCAACCUCUCCGUUGCCUGCUGCUAUAGUUGCCUGUGUUCCUAAGACCUUGCACGUUGAGAAUGAAGGUGAUAAGCCCUUCGAGAUCACGUCAGAUGCCAUUCUCGACGCAAUACUGGCAGGACUGAAUGGUGCCCUAUCUCCAGAACCAGAGCUAGAGGUUCCAAAGGAACUAGUUUCCCCUUUCCAGUUGGCGGCUCUGCGAAUGAUGCGACAACCAUCUUUUGUCACUGUUGCUGAACGUGGAACCCAGCUGAAACAUGUGGAUGACUCAACUGGAGUCAUUCAACGACGGUUGUCAAACGGAAUACGCGUGAAUUACAAGCUUACCCAAAAUGAAGCGAAAGGAGGCGUGAUGAGGUUGGUUGUCGCUGGUGGAAGGGCACGAGAAACUCCAGAAGCGAGUGGAGCUGUUGCAGUUGGUGUUCGAACUCUGAGUGAAGGUGGUGCAGUAGGGGGCUUCUCCCGUGAACAGGUUGAACUUUUCUGUGUCGGGAACCUGAUCAACUGCGUGCUAGAAGCUGAUGAAGAGUUUAUGUGCAUGGAUUUCCAUUUCACUUUGCGUGAUGGUGGAAUGCGGGCUACUUUUCAACUCUUACAUAUGGUUCUGGAGCACAAUGUCUGGCUGGAAGAUGCUUUGGACAGGGCAAAGCAGCUGUAUCUGUCCCAUUACAGGUCAAUGCCAAAGAGCUUGGAGCGAGCCACAGCUCAUAGGCUCAUGAGAGCGAUGUUCAAAGGCGAAGAACGAUUCAUCGAGCCAUCACCUCAAGCUAUAGAAAGACUCUCUCUAUCAGUUGUCAAGGAGGCAGUCAUGAAGCAGCUUGUGACUGGAAACAUGGAGGUUUGUGUGGUAGGCGAUUUCAGCGAAGAGGAGCUCGAGUCGUGUUUGUUAGACUAUAUUGGAACUGUAACUCCUGAAAGUAAUGUUGAAGUGCGUAAGGAGUUUGAAGCCAAAGAAAAACCUGUCGUUAUUGACCCAUCACCUGCAUUCGAAAUGCGACAUCAAAAGGUUUUUCUUAAGGACACAGACGAGCGAGCCUGUGCGUACAUAGCAGGUGCGGCCCCGAAUAGAUGGGGUUUCACCGCCGACGGGCACGAUCUGAAUACUCUUAUCGAACCUGUGCCUCCUUCUCUCUCAGAGGACCAAGCAUGCAAUCUGGCACCCCCUGGUGUGGAAGUAGUGAAGGAUAACGAUGGGGUUUUAUGCUGGAAAAGAAAGCGACAUCCUCUCUAUGGCUCAGUAGCAAUGACGCUCUUAGCGGAAAUUAUAAACGCCAGGUUAUUCACGACAGUAAGAGACGCUUUAGGUUUGACGUAUGAUGUUUCAUUCGAACUUAGCUUGUUCGAUCGGUUGAAAGCGGGCUGGUUCGUCAUAUCGGUCACUUCUACACCAGCCAAAAUUCAACAAGCUGUUGAAGCUUCUUUGAACGUACUCAGAGGUCUGCACGGAAGUCGAGUCAAUCAGCGGGAGCUUGAUCGGGCAAAGAGAACGCUGAUGAUGAGACAUGAGUCGGACUCAAAAGAUAACACUUACUGGCUGGGGUUAUUGACUCAUCUGCAAGCUCCGUCCGUAAGUAGAAAGGAUGUUGGGUGCAUACGGGAUCUUCCUUACUUGUAUGAAGUUGCAACUGCGGACGACAUAUAUAAUGCCUACAACCACUUAUGUCUGGAUGACGAAUCGCUAUUCACUUGCAUUGGAGUGGCUGGAGCCGAGGCUGGGAAAGGAACACCUGUGGUCGAAAUUGAAGAGGAACCAAGUGAAGUUGAAACUUUUGGAGGACUUCCUUCCCAUGGGAGAGGCUUGUCCACAAUGACCCGGCCUACCACCUAGGCCCCGUCCUUGUAUCAAACUAAUUGCUGGUAUCCUAUCAGACACAAAGUGCGAUAGCAUUGUGCCUAACACUCCAAUAUUCUUUGCUCUCAUCAACAUGGGCUCCUGUACAAUUGAAGGUGCAGGAGUACUUGGAUGUUUCUGAUUUCCACAGAGCGAUAUGGACGGUGGUCUAUCGCUCGUGUUCAACCUCGAGCUUGUUAAGUACCCAUGCAUACUUGAAAGACUGCAUGUUCAUCUCGGUGGCCUCGCUUUCCAAAUUCUCAUAACACUCUGAUCGAUCUUUCCAAGCUAGUACAUGAGCUGCCGGUGUGUCCGUUGUGCUGGUUGUUUUUGAAGUGAGGAUGGCUAACGGCCACUUAUCGGCCGAUAAUCGAUCUUGCCAGUAUGUAGAAAGUCUGUACUAUUCGUAAAGGGAACGAUGACGGAGGAGAUGUCUUUGUGGGAGGACACCCAGAAAAUUAGUAAUAAAGUAGUGAACACGACAAUUAUAAGUUCCAGUAAUGACUGACUAAUUUUGAUUUUGAAGUCAUGCUUAAAAAAAACUCGU
Messenger RNA from Marchantia polymorpha subsp. ruderalis, 5045 nucleotides. The record is from the annotation of a GenBank genome assembly. NCBI's taxonomy places the organism in Eukaryota, Viridiplantae, Streptophyta, Marchantiopsida, Marchantiales, Marchantiaceae.